Molecule: messenger RNA, 1812 nt
Organism: Mitosporidium daphniae
Lineage: Eukaryota; Fungi; Microsporidia
Product: Psp1 family protein
Exons: 1
Coding region: 1-1812 (603 amino acids)
Cellular component (GO): cytoplasm
Source: RefSeq, a predicted model, not a curated record
AUGAAUUUGCUCCCAUCAUCUAUGGAAGUGAUUGAUCAACUCUUUUUAAAUUCUUUUCAAAAUCGAUUGGAUUCAGAUCCCCAUCAAGUUGCGGGGAGAAAUGCAGAGAUAUCUCCUGAUGCUAAGCAAAGUGGCUGCCCAAAUGCAGCAUCUAUUUCAAAGUCGACCGGAAUAGAUUGGAGCGAUUCUUUGCGUAGCAGAUUUGAAUGGUCCCCAGCAAGCACAAAUGCUAGCAAAAAUAAUUUAUUUCCACCUGCUGAUGAUUGGUCUGAAGAUUUAAAAUGCACCAAUGGAAGCCUCUCGUUUAAUUUUCUUCAUUUACAAAACAGUAAAGACUCUACUGCUUCAUUAAUAUUUUUGGAGAACGUUCUUAAAGAAGAGAUGAUGAUUUCUACUUCAGCUGCUUCCAUUCCAGCCGUACAAACUAAUCAGCGCGCCCUUCCAAGAAUUGUGAGAAAAGCAUCUGCAUUCGAUUUGGCGCUUCCCAUACACCCGCUUUCUGAACCGGCUUUCGCCUCCACUUCCCCGCCAAAAGAGUCAUUUCUUCCUUCAAUAAUGGGGUUCAGAGACCACAAUAAUCCCAAUCAUAAUAUCAAUUUUACUCACCCACACGUUCCACCUUUGAAUCUCCUCUUUGCGAACAAGAAUAAUCCUGGCGGAUAUCAUCAUCAUCAUAUGAUGUCAGAUUCCUAUUCUGCCACGCUGGGCCCCUUUUGCUCCUCUCCAAAAAGCCCUGAAAUUGACCCAGGCGGCCACUUAACUGCUGGGACGCUUCGGCAUUGCUUGUCACCAGACUCACUUGGCAUCCAUCCCUUUCUUGAGGAUAUUGACUUUGAUGAGGAGGACAAUAAUUCCCGCAACCACCGCUCUCAUUUAGCUAGUGAGAAUAGUGAACCACAUUUAUUUGAGGGAGACGGCUUUUCCUCGCAUGCUAAAGCUCGAGAUGCCGUUGCUGCAGCUUGGUCUUCCCUUUUGGAGGGAACAAUUAUUGGAAAUGUUCGAUCCUCAAUCCCCAAAAAAGAUGCUAUGAAACCUUCGCCGUUCCCAUCUCUUGAGACUAUCAAAAAUUCUCUUUCGAUUAUUCAGACGUCUUUGCCAGUAAAAAGAUCCAUUCCUCUUCCAACGGAGAAGUUUCUCCUCGUAUCUUUCAAAAAUGGUCGUUCAGAGAUUUUUCUGCGGCCAGAAAACCAAGAAGAUCUCUCUUUAACCCUUUUGGACUACGUUAUGGUUGAAGGUGAUCGUGGCGAGGAUCUGGGCAUCGUUUCUGGGGCUGUCGGACAAUCAUGGGUCCAUUCGGUUAUUUCCCGCUGGAACACCUCUAUUGUGGGCUCAUCGCCCAUUAGAUUCUCAAUAUCUGAUGAAGAACUUAGCUCUCGGGAUGAGAUUUUUGCUCCCUGGCCUACUGUUGCCUCGAUUACCAUUACGACUGCGACUUCGGGAAACGGCGACCACCAGCCCACCAAUUCUGGUCUCUACUUUGCUAAUUUGAAAGACCUGAUGGGCAAGCGCCAUGUUCUUCGUACCGCAACGCCAGAAGAGAUCAAAAGCUGGAGAUCACAGAGGCAAGAAGAGUCUCUGGCUGUUCUCCGAUGUGCAGUGGUCGUUCGUUCUCAUCGUCUUCCAAUGACGAUCGUGGAUGCAGAAUAUCAGCAUGACCGCGCCAAACUGACAUUCUACUACGUUAGUUCCUCUGGGCGUGUUGAUUUCAGAGAGAUGGUUAGAGACCUUUUUAGAAUUUACAAGGCGAGAAUAUGGAUGUGUUCUGUGGGCCCGGACUCAACUGUCCCUGCCUCGGAAGAACUGAAUCCAUGA